CAUUAUUCCACCGCGACGAUCCCAGCCAAACUAGACAGCAUUACAAUCUCGCUAUCUCGAACAGACGGGUGGACACUUAGGAAAUCCGUCACACACACAAACACAAAGCGACAAGGCAUUGGAUCCUAUUAAAAUCGGCUGUGCCUUUUUUUGCCAUUGACCCUAGUUUUUGUAUACGAGAUAAUUUACAAUCAUCUACACGACUAGCCCUCACGGCUGGGAAUACAGCAAGUGGAUGGUUUCUCGAGAUACAUGUUGUUAUACCCCGCCAAUUCAAGGUCGACGAUGGAAAACGAUACACCCACCGAAGGCGCCCGACGGCGAGAUCGUCUAAUGGGAAAGCUCUUUGGCAACAACACUAGAGACAGGAAAAUGACUAACGAAGAGAGUGCAAAUGAGAUCUCGGACUUCCUUGGUACCUCAGACCGAUUGAUGGUUAAUCAUCCUCUUCCUCCACCUCCACAAACUGCCCAGAGAGGCCCACCAGCCCUCGCACUCGAUACCUCUAAGGUCAGCCGAUUUCCACAAGCGUUGAACGUCGAAAGCAGAAUCCAACCGAGCCUUUCUCAACGGGCGCGAUCCCAUAGUCCACCCCGACCGAGGAAACAUAAGGGUCUCGUGGUUCGUUUCGCUGAUAGCUAUCCUGAAAUUAUUGGGGAAGGCGGUGACGAGUGUGAGACGGUUGUCGCUGAGAUCGGCAGAAGGAAGAGAUCCAGAUCGGUACCAUUAUCUGCGCCUAUCCCGCCUACGAGAGAAGGCCAUCAAUAUGCUAGACAAGUGGGUGCUUUUCAAGAGACGCACAAAACAGACGAUGGAUUCGUCCCUGGGCCUAUACGUAGAACGCAGACGGGUUUCAAUACCAUCUCAGAUUUCCGAUUAGAAGAGCCGGGCCCGCUUCCUAAUAAUUUGUCCCCUGAGCCUCCUAAGCCGCGUGUCAUUCCUGCUGGCGAGACUGUUCGAUCCCGUUUUCUGGAUACCGAUAAUCGAAAAGAUGAAAACCGUCGCUCGUUCAUUGAGAUUCAUCAACAGGAGCAUCGACGAGCCGAAGGAAUGGCUCUUGCAGAAGCAAUUAGGUCUGCCAGCGCCAACUCGCAUCACGAGUGGGACGAGGCGCACUCGUCCCCAGAGCCAGUUCGAGAUGUAUCAACACGCCGAAAGCAGACACUGCCAACAAUGCAAGAACCGACACCCCCUCCAGAAAGAUCCAUGUCUACCCGAGAAUCAUCUACGGCGCCUUCAUUACAAGAGUCCAUAUCUUCGGUGUUACGAACUCGAUCUACUAGAUCUCCUAUGCGACCCUCUCCAGUACAACAAGCGCCAAUGAAGAGUCCUUCUGUUAUAUCACCACCCCCAGCCUAUCAAGAAUCGUCACCAAUUGCACCUCCUUCUAAUAGGUCACCUCUACCCCCUUUGCCUACUCAGGAGGCAUUACCUGAUUUUGAUAUUGUACCUUCUAUGUCUCAGCGGCCAGUAUCGCCGGAUGAGCUACGACUUAUCACGAACCAUAGCGGCGAGAGUCCGUCAUCUUUGUAUUCAAAUUCUAUACAUUCGACUUCCGAUCUCUCUCACAAGGCUACACCGAUUACCCAGAAUCCAGCUUCGCGUGGUUUUUAUCCGACUUCGCCUGAGAAGACUUCUCGAAGCCUCCAUGAUGUGGUGGUCUCGGCUGGUGAUGAUGCGUUAGAAUUAUUUAUUUCCCGUACGAAGCAUCUAUAUGAACUAUUCCGUCUCCACGCGGAACAAUACAGACCUUUAGGUACAUCCCGACCCGAGGAUAUGUGCCGAGCUGCUUUGUGGUGGUUCUUGAAGGGAAGGACAUCGCUGGAGACUAUUAUUAGGAGCCGUCCAGCAGACCCCGAUGAACCCCGACUUCUCAUGGCUAGAUAUCAAGCGUACACUGAUUUAUCAAAGGGGUAUUGGCUAAUGGAACAGGCGCUUCCCGAGAUAGCGGAGGGUAAAUACAGCCCUGUGGAUGGCGAGUUGGGUGAAGUCAGGCAGGUCUUAGUAUCCAACUUGAAGAAGUUGUCUGGGUCUAUGAAGCGAAAUGGUUUCUUACCUCCUGAGGAGCCUUUCCUUCCACAGACGAUGGACAAAUCCAUCUGGAUAGAGUACCCACCAGUGAGCCAGGAUAUCGUGGCUCUUCUAAAUGGAAUAUCGGGUUCGGUGCUCGCUGCCGGGCAAUCCACUCGAUCUAUGGGAGCGCUAGAAGCUCUUCCACUAGGCGAUACUACGAGGCAUUUUAUCUACGGUCGAGUCGUAGCUAAUGUUUACUUCACGGAGCAGGGCAUCGAUUCACGACAGGCUUGUUUCCCUUGUAUGAUUUCGGUUGUCCGAUCACAAACUGAAUCAAACCUAAACUUCGUCAUUGCUAGCCAGAACGGUUCCGUCUCAUUAAGGGUCCAGUCGGAUAAGAAUGCGGGUCCGACUUGGCAAGACGUUAGAUGGAGAGCAGACUCAUAUCGUCUAGAUCUCAAGCUGCCUCGAGGUUUUAUGCUUGUAAUUGAAUGCUCACAACAAGACUACAGGAUGUUAUGGAGUAUGUACGAUUUCAGCUCCAAAGUGCAAGCUUACUUGUACCCUCGAAAAGAUGAAACGAUCAGACAUAGUACUAUACUUCGCGCGUUCCAUUACUUCGACUCCAACCCACAAGGAAGGACGUUCCCUAAGGAACCAAUCGGACAAUGUCAAAUAGGGUUAUUUGAAAAACAACUUAAGGAAAACAGUCCGACUGGCCCAAGAACGUUCCAUCGGGGCUACCGGGUUGCUGUUGUUACCGGACCGAGGACAAGGACGCUCAGUGGUGUGACGCAUUUCUACCCACCACAACUCCCUAUUCAAUUCGCCAUGCUGCGCGGCGACCAGCGCGCGCCCAUUCUCCAAAUAGAAUUCAAUGACGGAAAGGACAAAGGACGGAUGGUUCUGACAUUUAAUGAUGAUCAGGAGCGUGAGGUGUUAUUGAAAAUGCUCACCGGAACUUAUGUCCAUAACGAUGAGGAGAUCAUGGCUGAAGUUCCAUUAGAAGGGUUGAAUAUCUCCGACGGAGUUGGUGAUACGAAAGGAGGCCUCCCGGCCAUCCAGCGAUUACCUUGGCAGCGCGCGCGUGUUAUCAACGAUAAAUAUUUAGAGACUCCGCCAACAGUAUUAGCAGAGAAACUCCGAGUUGAAAUCGAAUCGUUGGACAAAGGCGGGGUUGGCGUAGUCAGCACCAUCACAGACCGGGUCAAUGUUGGACCUGGUGAGCUAAGGCUCAGGCUCGGCACGAAGGACAUAUUAACGUUGCAUGUUUUACGACAGCCACAGGUUGACAUGACCGUUUCUAUACUAGAGACACUUGUGCCCCGUGAGUCGCAUCGCGAAUUCGCAAGCUUCCAGAACACCGUUCAGCGAGGCCAGACAGUUCGUACCUACAGAUUUCCAAGCUUCAAAGAUCUACAUGCGUUCCAGGCUGGGCUUACAGGAUAUUCUGUUCUCUUCGAUGGCAUCGCUUCGGGCUUAAAUAUUUCCCGUCGUAGGAUGGUAGUACCUAUCCACAAGAAAUGGGAAGCAGGUACCACGCGUGUUCAAGUUGUACAACAAGAGAAGACGGUUCAAUUACUGGCAUUCUUCGAAGAUUGGCACCAUGGCCAAUGUAUGGGAUUUGUGCUCAAGGGUACAGAUGUGUUCGAGUCAUUCAGUCGAAAUGGAAAAGCAGGUUUGAAACUUGUUGAAGCCAAAUUUCCGCUACCGAAAGUUCCGCGCGAGGGUGAUGCCAAAUCGGAUGAGAUGGCGUUUUUGUGUCUGGAUAUGCCCGAUUUCGCCGGCGAACACGAUGACAUAACAAUAUUUUUCGACGAUAAUUUUGAGAGAGAUAGGCUUUGUUCUGUUCUUCCCGCCCCAGUCAAAGGGUCCCGACUUAGUAGGGGGAAAUGAGAUGGGGGCGCCACGAUUGAAUGAGAACAUGAUUCAUGCAGAUGGUCUGCAUAAAAGAAGUAUUUUACCUGAUGGGCAUUGCAACAAACUAACAGGAAUGCUAUGCCAAGAUACCCCAGCGGUUAUUUGAGCAAGAGAAGGGCGUCAACUCGUUAAAAGAACCAGGCUAGUUGCUUCUCGAGGAGCAUAGGAAACAGAAAUGCCUAGCCGACGAAGAGUUUUUUACAUCUAGACAUUUUUGUUGUUUCGAGAGACGACAUGAAUCGAACCGGACCUCCUACGAAUAUUAGUUAGGUUAGGAUCGAACUUCGAUAGGAGCUGAAUUUUUACAAACAAAUGAACCAAUAGUUGUCUACUAUUCUACGUAUUAGGCGCCUACGUCGUUUUAUCUAGGUGCCUAGUCCGAGUCGGGAUUAAUUGCCCAUUCGUGGAUUUGACGUACGUCAUCUUCCCCUUGAUGAUGGUGGUCUUGACUUGGUACGGAUCCCCUUUCAGGAUUCAAUUCGUAAAUUAGCUAGGUACCUACUACUACUUCAAUGCUACCUCAGGACCCAAUGCCUAGGAUUGAUCAAUGGUCAUUUGAGCUUUCACAUCCAUGUAUGUAUUUCAUCUGCCUAUGACAAUCUGGUCAUCUUUCACUUGUCUAAUAUCAGGCGCCAGUAAUUGUAGGAC
This is a messenger RNA of Hypoxylon trugodes, 4581 nucleotides long. RefSeq lists its product as uncharacterized. The record is from RefSeq and is a predicted model, not a curated record. The transcript is spliced from 3 exons. The coding region runs from base 253 to 3909 and encodes 1218 amino acids. Lineage: Eukaryota; Fungi; Ascomycota; Sordariomycetes; Xylariales; Hypoxylaceae.